This is a messenger RNA of Cololabis saira (Pacific saury), 4657 nucleotides long. RefSeq names its product frizzled-7-A-like. Gene Ontology annotation, molecular function: Wnt receptor activity; Wnt-protein binding. Gene Ontology annotation, biological process: non-canonical Wnt signaling pathway; canonical Wnt signaling pathway. Lineage: Eukaryota; Metazoa; Chordata; Actinopteri; Beloniformes; Belonidae. The record is from RefSeq and is a predicted model, not a curated record. Gene Ontology annotation, cellular component: plasma membrane. The transcript has a single exon. Bases 447 to 2153 code for a protein of 568 amino acids.
CCUGGAAACCGGUGGAAUCUGCACGGAGCUCGAAGCUCCUGGACGAGAAGCCGCUCCGCCAAAGUUCAGCUAAAACACUGGAAAUACACCCGCUUAUACUCCACAUUUUUGCGCAUUAGAGCUCAGCACGCCGGGACUACUCGAGUUUUACCUUUAUUUUGUGUGAAAACGGCACUGGAGCCGCUGCGGAGUGAGAGCGGACUGCUUGGAGUCAGUUACAAAGAACAUUAAGAAGUCAUGACACGGCGGACGCUUUACUUGGAUUUAUUUUUCUGAAAUCCGACAGGAAAAAAGCCACGCGAAGGCAGGAGGCUUCUACAGCCAGAAUAAUUGGAGUAUUGAAGUCUCGGGGCGGAUAUUGGGAGAUUUUCCCCCUGGUUUUAGGCGUUUUUGAGUCGCCCCACUUGGAUCAAAGUUUCUUCCCUCCCCCUCCUCUCCUCGCAGCUAUGGCGGCGGCCAGGUUGCCCGUUGGCUCCGAGCUGAUCCGGAUCAUGUGGCUGCUGGCCGGGCUGCCGGCCCUGCCCGCCUCCGCCCAGCACUACAACAGCGACAGCGGCAUCUCGGUGCCGGAGCACGGCUUCUGCCAGCCCAUCUCCAUCCCCCUGUGCACCGACAUCGCCUACAACCAGACCAUCAUGCCCAACCUGCUGGGCCACACCAACCAGGAGGACGCCGGGCUGGAGGUGCACCAGUUCUACCCGCUGGUGAAGGUGCAGUGCUCUGCGGACCUCAAGUUCUUCCUGUGCUCCAUGUAUGCGCCGGUGUGCACCGUGCUGGAGCAGGCCAUCCCCCCCUGCAGGUCCCUGUGCGAGCGGGCCCGGCAGGGCUGCGAGGCUCUCAUGAACAAGUUCGGCUUCCAGUGGCCGGAGAGACUCCGGUGUGAGGCUUUCCCCGUGCACGGGGCAGGGGAGAUCUGCGUGGGCCAGAACACGUCCGAGCCGGGCGGCCCGGCCUCGUCCUCGUCCCCCUUCGCACCAGAGCCGGUGACUCUGUUACCGAUGCCGGGCCGGUCCGGCCCCCGGCCCCCCCACCACCCCCCGACCCAGCAGUUCUCCUGCCCGCUGCAGCUGGAGGUGCCGUCCUACCUGGCCUACCGCUUCAUGGGGGUCAAGGACUGCGGGGCGCCCUGCGAGCCCAACAAGCCCAGCGGGAUCAUGUACUUCCGCGAGGACGAGGUGAAGUUCGGCCGGCUGUGGGUGGGGAUCUGGUCCAUCCUGUGCUGCGUGAGCACCCUGUUCACGGUGCUCACCUACCUGGUGGACAUGCGGCGGUUCCGCUACCCGGAGCGGCCCAUCAUCUUCCUGUCCGGCUGCUACUUCAUGGUGGCCGUGGCCUACGCGGCCGGUUUUUUCCUGGAGGACAAGGUGGUGUGCGUGGAUAAGUUCAAGGUGGACGGCUACAGGACGGUGGCGCAGGGCACCAAGAAGGAGGGCUGCACCAUCCUCUUCAUGGUGCUGUACUUCUUCGGCAUGGCCAGCUCCAUCUGGUGGGUGAUCCUGUCCCUGACGUGGUUCCUCUCCGCCGGGAUGAAGUGGGGCCACGAGGCCAUCGAGGCCAACUCGCAGUACUUCCACCUGGCGGCCUGGGCCGUGCCCGCCAUCAAGACCAUCACCAUCCUGGCCAUGGGCCAGGUGGACGGGGACGUGCUCACCGGCGUCUGCUUCGUGGGGAUCUUCAACGUGGAUGCGCUAAGGGGGUUCGUGCUGGCGCCGCUGUUCGUCUACCUGUUCAUCGGCACGUCCUUCCUCCUGGCCGGGUUCGUGUCGCUGUUCCGCAUCCGCACCAUCAUGAAGCACGACGGCACCAAGACGGAGAAGCUGGAGAAGCUGAUGGUGAGGAUCGGCGUGUUCAGCGUGCUGUACACGGUGCCGGCCACCAUCGUCAUCGCCUGCUACUUCUACGAGCAGGCGUUCCGGGAGCACUGGGAGCGCACGUGGCACAUGCAGACCUGCAAGCGCCUGGCCGUGCCCUGCCCCAUGCACAACUUCGCCCCCAUGACGCCGGACUUCACCGUGUUCAUGAUCAAGUACCUGAUGACCAUGAUCGUCGGGAUCACCUCCGGGUUCUGGGUCUGGUCCGGGAAAACGCUGCAGUCGUGGCGGCGGUUCUACAAGCGGCUCAGCAACGGAAACCACGGGGAGACGACGGUGUGAAGAAGGUGUGGAGGAUUACAAAGGUACAACACCUCAGAGUUAUGAAUUUUGGAUGCAACACCAUGAAAAUAAGUCCAAUUAGCUUUUAUUUCACUACUUUUUCAUUGUGAUUUUUUUUUUUUUUUUUUUUUUUUGUCUUUCCAGGUUGUGGUAACAAACCACAACCAAACUUAUCUAUAUUCUACAGAAGUUGGAAAAACUUUCCUUUUUUUUCUUUUGUUUUUCUUCAAAUCAUCAGACGACCCACACCCAUGGGGUUUUCAUCCUUGGAGCAUAAACUGGUGUAAAUGCCACUCUUCUCCCUGGACUGUAACACCGAAGUUACUGAUUGCAUAUUAUCAAUUAUAUCCUUAUGUUACAAUUUGAAUGUACUUCCUGUUCACUCCUUGUUGUUGUUGUUUUUUUGUUGUUUGUUUGUUUUUUCAGCUGACGAACUGAACAGACCGAUGUUUCAAGCGGUGUGCCUGUGUUGCGACAAAUAAGUUCAAAGAUUUGAUCCCCACAACAGUCAUUACCGCUGAGGGAUCCCUGAAAUAUACAUGUUACUCUCCUUUUAGUUGAAAACAGGAAAGCUUUAAUACAUGUUAGAGUUUGCAGGGUACAAUCUCAACCGUUUUUAUAGGAGGAAUAACUCAUAACUGACACGUCUAUCUUUAUGUGCCGAGAGCACUGCCCAGAAAUAAAAACACCCCCCCUUUUGCAUUUUUUUAACCCUUUUAGUUUGCUUUUUUUAAUGUUCUGGACUGAUGAAUAUUCGCUCUUGUCUUGAAUGUUCCCUCCGAAGAUGAAUGAAGUUAUGUGCUGGUUUGCACAGUUAAUUAAGUGUAAGAAAAAAAAAGACUGCUAUGCCACUGAUUGACCUGGACCCAGCAUUUUAAGGAACGCGCGCGCACACAACACACACUCUGUAACUGAGACACAACAGCUCAUUGUUGGUCUCUGUGUGUGGUCUCUCAACUGUUGGAUUCCCCAUCAAAAAGGCUUUUUUUUUUUCCUUUAAAAAAAAAAAGACUUUAAGACACCCAAAGCACCGUUUCAGUGAUCCAGAUUUAAUCCGUGGGAAUACAAAUGGUUUUCCUGGAGCUCUAAUGUCUUUUUUUAUCUUGGCUAAUGAUGACCGAAUAUGUUAACGCCCGUAUUCUGCUCAGUGUAACUCAGUUCUCCUUAUUCUUUAUUUCAGAUGAAGUGUUAUAUAGUUCCCACAAGCAGACUGAACAUUUUGGAGAUUUUAAGUUGUUUUUGCAUCUGUGCUACUUUACAAAAAGUCUAAAACACAGAAACUGCAUGUAUUUUCUCUGUGUGUGGACUUGAACGUUCAAUGUUCUGUUUUAGUGAAAUGUCACGAAAGAGGUCAAAGAUCACAGCCAUGCAGAAAUAUGUUCAUCUGGAGAAUGCAGCACAGAAAGGCUUAGCAGUGUUGAGAUGUUGUUAUCUGGGCCCAAACCCCAUCAGUACAUGAGAAUUUAAACAUUGUAUAGAUGAAAUGUGACAUUGCAUCGGCUCAACCAGUUGACCGGACCGUGAGGACAAAAAAAAGACAUGCAGGAGAAGAAAAGCGUUAAUUUAAUACUCUUAUAACCCAACACUAUUACGAGAACGAGGACAUCAGCUUACUUUAUGUGGUAGAUUUGGAGCUUGUUUUGAAAAGCUUUUGAGAGAGGUAACUAAACAUAGAAAGCUUCAUUUAAUAACGCCUCAUGGGUAAAAGUUUCAUCGUUAGCAGAAAUAGUCAUAGAAGUCCACUUUUUGCUUGCAGCAUGCUGGUCAUUUGAUAUGCGUGAGUUCCCCACUCAGACUAAAUAAAAUUGGUAGAAGGGUUUGUGGAGAAGCAGUCAUGUGUAAGGCAGCAUAUGACUGCCAGAACCCUCUCUUUCUUGUCAGACAGCACAUUUUCUCUGCAAGAGUCACUUAUUGGUAAUGAAUGGGAGCACUCUGCAACGGUGAGGGACAGCUCACAACGUCAUGACCUUCUAUAGAAUUGGAAUUCUAGUUGCUUGAAUUUUUAUUUUAUUUCAUUUUAGCUGUGUCCUGAAUCCAUAUAUAUUAACACUAAAAUAUGCUUACUUUGUACCGAUUUUCUUCACUCAUAGAUGCAGUUUGUAUAUAAUGCAGUGCCAUUUUUCCCAUGUGAAUGUACCACGUACCUCAAACUGGCAAAAUUCUGUUGACUGGAUUGAGUUAGGAAGCAAGUCAACAAUUCACUGUCAUUACAUUUUUACCAAACAAGGCAAAGUAAUUCUGUUACUGUCUUGAGACAGCUGAGAACUGCCAGUGUCACUGAUACCAGACUGACUUGUUUGUAUUGUGCUGUUUUCAGAAGUAAAAUGAGUGUUUUUAUGUGUUUUUUUUUUCAGAACACGUGCAAACCAGCAAGUAAACACAGACUGAUUUUUAAAGGCAUAUUGUAUUUAUAUGGGGUACUCAUUUUUAUCUCUCUUUUUUUAAUUAAAUGAGACAAGCCCAUUGUAAGUGUACAUUUUGAAUAAAAGUGAUAAAGUUUGUAA